AUGUCCACGAGACCCUCGGACUGGGAAAUUCGCCGAUGCAACCCGUUCGAUAUCCCGGACCAGCUGCCAGAGGAGCUGAAGCAAGAGAUCCGAGACAACAAGAGCUUCCAUGCUGGCCACGCGUGGACGACCACUGGCUCUCCUAUCGUCGAGGGGAGGUACUACGACUACGCGUCCCGCACAGUCAAGUCCCUCCAACCCGGAGAUUCUUUGCAAGAUGGUCCUCCGACAGUCUCUGUGUACUGGCACAAUGUGGCCCCCAAACCUGGCGACAGGAAAUGCUUCUACGGUUUCAGCGGCGGUUACAAUCAAGGGGACAUUGCGUCAUACGUGGUGAAGCUGGGCAAGUUCUUCAGCGAGAGCUCCAGCGGUGACGACGGUGGCCGGAGCAGCUGCACGCUGAAAUCACUGACCAUGACGACGUAUUCCGUUGUUGUCCUUGUCCAGACGGACUGUUCUGACGCCGAUAUUUGGCAGCGGCUCGCGGCCUGCGGGCUGGGUUUGGGGUAUCGCGGUGAUGGAGUCGGGUCUCGGGUAUCGGAUGUUGAGCACGAUGGCGGACAAAGUUGA
Messenger RNA from Microdochium trichocladiopsis, 570 nucleotides. RefSeq lists its product as uncharacterized. NCBI's taxonomy places the organism in Eukaryota, Fungi, Ascomycota, Sordariomycetes, Xylariales, Microdochiaceae. The record is from RefSeq and is a predicted model, not a curated record. The coding region runs from base 1 to 570 and encodes 189 amino acids. The transcript has 2 exons.